AUGCAUGUAUCAGUAAAGGGGCAAACGGUUCCCAGUGCAUCUGCCCACAUUCAAACAUGUGUCUUAUACACGCAUCAUGCUUUUAAAAACAUUCCUGCACAAGUCCCGCACAAUAUCUGCCCUAUAUGCAGAUGCCCGUUUGCUUUCGAUAGGGUGUGGGAGCAUUGUGUGUUUCCACCUGCUCCUCCCCUCCUCUUGCCUCCCCUCCCUUUGCCCAUUUGCCCCAACCCAACCCAGCCCAUCGUGGCUGCAAUUGUAGACCUUGGGGUUUCCUUUUGUGGCUGUGUUGUGCAUGAACGAAGCUUUGAGCUCCGUCGCAGGCCAGCGGCAUCUCACAGUGCUUUGUGCAAUCCACAGGUCAUUCAGCUGCAGGGCGAUCAGAGGAAGCCUGUGUCCCAGUUUCUCAUUCAGGGGAAGCUUGCAAAGAAGGACAUGAUAAAGAUCCACGGAUUCUGA
Molecule: messenger RNA, 456 nt
Organism: Ostreobium quekettii
Lineage: Eukaryota; Viridiplantae; Chlorophyta; Ulvophyceae; Bryopsidales; Ostreobiaceae
Source: the annotation of a GenBank genome assembly